Messenger RNA from Myotis lucifugus (little brown bat), 356 nucleotides. RefSeq names its product T-cell immunomodulatory protein-like. Lineage: Eukaryota; Metazoa; Chordata; Mammalia; Chiroptera; Vespertilionidae. The record is from RefSeq and is a predicted model, not a curated record. Bases 75 to 341 code for a protein of 88 amino acids. The transcript has 2 exons. Gene Ontology annotation, cellular component: plasma membrane.
UGCCCUGCUCCGGGAGCACACGUGUAGGGGCUGCUGGUGGACUGGGCGCUUCUUUCGCAGAUGGAGACGGGCACAUGGACCACUUGCUCCCGGGCUGUGAGGAUCGCGGCUGCCAGAGAAGCGCCAUCUACCUGGCGAGGUCCGGGACAGAGCAGUGGGUUCCAGUCUUGCAGGAUUUCAGCAACAAGGGCACGCUCUGGGGCUUUGUGCCGUUUGUGCAAGAACAGCACCCGAUGGAAAUUCCGAUUCCAAUCACCCUUCGCAUUGGCGACUACAACAUGGACGGCUACCCGGACGCCCUGGCCAUACUGAAGAACACCUCUGGCAGGUACGGGAAGUGAGUCACGUGAGACGUG